AUGCGAUCACUCUCCAUAAACCUGCAGUACUCCCUGACUGCAACAGUCACUACCACACUCCUCCUCAUUCUCGCUAGUCUAUCCACUGCCAUUGCAGAUGGUGGUUCUUCUCUGGGCAUCGAAGUCGAGUCCCUGAACGUCGGCGGGCCGGUCGUCAGCGAUGGAGCAGGAUUGCCUUUUGCGCUGGACUCGUUCAAUGGGCUCGAGCUCCGAGACAGCGUGGAUGAGAAUGGGGAGUCGAACGGGCUGGACCUGGUGCGACGAUACCCCGCGUCAGGCAUAUCUCUAGCCAACAAUGACUUCCAGACCGCGACCAUUGAAGCUGGAGCCACACAGUAUUGGUAUAUUACUUCAAGUGUGGUGAAUGGCAAGCAUGGUGUGGCUGGCAAGGGUCUCCCGGCGGACUUGAGUUCGCGAAGUCUAGAUGAGUCGACAAAGAUUGAACAUGAUUUGCGGAGACGGAAUCUGGAGAAGCGCUCGACAACGGUCUAUCUGUCUCUGACAACGUGCAGUAAACCGACCGCGAACGGCACUGCUGACUCAGGCUCGUUUCCCCAGUUAGAGAUGUACGUCUCUCUCGCGGAGGAUCUGGAGGAACCUGGGCCUGGGAAGAAUGACUCACAACAGAAUAAGACCACUGCAUCGGGUGGUUAUAUCGGCAUUACAGUUGAGACAGACAGCGAUGUCUAUAUUGGAGUCACAGCGCCAAACUCCACGGCAUACUCGGGCUCCUACAAAUACCAGAUCGCAGCCUCCAUUGACGCUUUCUUCCAUUCGGUGGACGACUACGACCCGUUUCUUUACUUUGUCGACGCAGAUCACUCCGCCGCACUUUUGGUCACGAACAAUUUAACGCAAUCUAAUCCCAACACCACGAAUUAUGAGCAGUGGAUGAACAUGAUACCCCCAUUUACUAUGUUCGCGCACAAUAUCAACAACACAGCGCUUGCCGGUCUGGAGCGGUCUUUUUGCGCGUUAGACGAGUUGUCGCAAGUGGGACGAAUCAGCAACUCGGUCGAAGUAGGUAUGACCAGUCGAGGACUAGGGAACCAGCCCAAAGAGCAGUUUUACAUAACCGGCCUCAACCGAAGUUCCACCUACAAUGGUAUUCUUGCGAUGGUGGGCAACUCAACGCUAACCGGCAACGGCGUUAUCGGCGGCGGUGGAAAAGUAUGGAUGCCGAUGAAUUUUACCACCAAAGCUGACGACAAUUGCGCCGUCCUAUUCAACCUAACAUUCUGCUCGGAAGUAGCGUACGCCGUCCCUUCGAACCCUAAACUCAACGUGGCCUCCCUCCGUGAGAUCUACGACGUCAACGCUCAAAAUUACUACACAAACUUCAGCUACUCCCUCCAACAAAUUCAAUGCAACGCCUCCCAAGAAUCAAUGUUCUCUCUAACAGUUGGCUGUGACGACUGCGCGAGUGCCUACAAACAAUGGCUCUGCAGCGUCAGUAUCCCCCGCUGCGCCGACUUCAGCAAUAACGCCUCCUACCUCAUGGUUCGCAACGCUGGACAAGAUUUUAUCAACGGCACAUCGCUUCCCGCCGAUAGCCCGUAUCGACAAUCUGUCGCGACGAACUCCUCGAGGAAUCAAUUGAUCGAUACGAAGAUCAAACCGGGUCCAUACAAGGAGAUUCUGCCCUGUUUGGACGUUUGUCAUACUUUGGUGAAAGAUUGUCCAAUGUCUCUUGGAUUCAAUUGUCCCACUGGAGCAUGGGCGAACUCGAGUUACGGUUACCGGGAUGCGAAUGGGGAUAUUACGUGUAGUUAUCUCGGGGCCGCAUAUUUCCUGAAUCUUGGAGCGAAGAUGGGUAUUUGGGGGAGUGUUUAUCUGUUGGCUGGGAUUUGGGGUAUCUGGUGGGCUGUGUAG
Molecule: messenger RNA, 1872 nt
Organism: Penicillium maclennaniae
Lineage: Eukaryota; Fungi; Ascomycota; Eurotiomycetes; Eurotiales; Aspergillaceae
Product: MID1 family protein
Exons: 2
Coding region: 1-1872 (623 amino acids)
Biological process (GO): calcium ion import across plasma membrane
Molecular function (GO): calcium channel activity
Source: RefSeq, a predicted model, not a curated record